AGCUACGGCGCGCCGGAGCGGACAUCCGCCGCCGCCGCCGCCGCCAUGCCCCGGUACGCGCAGCUGGUGAUGGGCCCGGCGGGCAGCGGCAAGAGCACCUACUGCUCCACCAUGGUGCAGCACUGCGAGGCGCUGGGCCGCGCCGUGCAGGUGGUGAACCUGGACCCGGCGGCGGAGCUCUUCAGCUACCCGGUCACGGCAGACAUCCGCGAGUUAAUAGAGGUUGAUGAUGUGAUGGAGGAUGAUUCCCUACGGUUCGGACCCAACGGUGGCCUCGUGUUCUGCAUGGAAUACUUCGCUAAUAACUUCAGCUGGCUGGAGGAAAGCCUCGGGCACGUAGAGGAUGACUAUGUGCUGUUUGACUGCCCAGGUCAGAUCGAGCUCUACACACACCUGCCAGUGAUGAAACAGCUGGUGGAGCAGCUCCAGCAAUGGGAAUUCCGUGUCUGUGGAGUUUUUCUGGUGGAUUCUCAGUUUAUGGUGGAAUCUUUUAAGUUUAUCUCUGGAAUUCUGGCAGCUCUCAGUGCAAUGAUAUCUUUAGAGAUUCCACAGAUUAACAUUAUGACCAAAAUGGAUUUGCUGAGCAAGAAAGCCAAGAAGGAAAUAGAAAAGUACUUGGAUCCAGAUAUGUAUUCUAUGAUUGAAGAUUCUACAAAUAUAUUGAAAAGCAAAAUGUUUAAAAAGCUGACUAAAUCCAUAUGUGGAUUGAUUGAUGACUAUGGUAUGGUUCGAUUUCUCCCUUUUGAUCGCUCUGAUGAGGAAAGCAUAAACAUAGUCCUGCAGCACAUAGACUUUACCAUUCAGUAUGGAGAAGAUCUUGAAUUUAAAGAACCAAAGGAAGUUGAAGAAGAUAAAUCUGCUCUUGUGGAUGAAUACUUUCAAGAUCAUGUGGAUGAGUAAAAAAUGAAUGUUCAAAUCUGGGAGGAGAAAAUACCUUGUUUGUG
Molecule: messenger RNA, 944 nt
Organism: Melopsittacus undulatus (budgerigar)
Lineage: Eukaryota; Metazoa; Chordata; Aves; Psittaciformes; Psittaculidae
Gene: GPN3
Product: GPN-loop GTPase 3
Exons: 8
Coding region: 46-900 (284 amino acids)
Molecular function (GO): GTPase activity
Source: RefSeq, a predicted model, not a curated record